AUGCAUUGGCCGGUCAAUCUGGCCUCUCCGUCUACGUCAGAGUCAAACAUUUCUUAUAGCGAACUGUCGAAGAAAAAACUUUCAUUGAAUGCCAAAGAUAAUCCAAAUAACCAAAACGCGUCGUAUUUCUCGAGCGCGCACAACAUUUUUUCAAAGAUUUACAACACAAGCAGAGACCAGUCGAAAAAAAUUUCUUCCUCGCCACUUCCAUCGUCAAACAACAGUUCAGAGAAGAUAUCCAGCGCUAGCACUAGUCCCAACUUGACAACGAAAACUGUUAAAAAUUCCAGUUUUUCUUCUGCUGAUUCGUUUCUUCUCUGGUGGAAAUCCUCACACAGCAGUCCAAACGCGUCAAGAAGUCCCUCUCCCAAUCCUAGCAGUUCGUCAUCAGGAAUCCCGGCUGUGACGCCCCCUCCACGCCAGAGUACCAUCAGGUCUCGAUCACUGAGUCCCAUCCUACCGAGCCACCAGAGAAACAAGCAACAUCACAGAUUGUCAGAAGGCAAGAGCGCAAGAAGUAGCAGCAGCGUUGUUAACUUCAACAACUUCUUGCGGCAGUACUUCACGUCCAUGAAACAACCGUCAAAAUGCGACGUCAGCCAUCUAAAGCACAAAACGAUCAAGCGAUCGAAGUCGGCGUCUCAAGACAGCAUCUGCAACAUUCCAAUCGAGAUUCACCAUCACCUGCCAGCAGCCACGCACAGUAAAGGAUUAUCAUUCCUUGAUAAGCAGUACUCAAAGAAGAAAAAAAAUUCCAAAUUUGCCAACAUAAACGAGCUGGAAGAUGAAAUAACGUCGACAACGACAACUACGAAGACGAUUCCUCUGCUGCUGAACGGUCUGCAGGACGGUCACUUCUCAGUGAAAGGAAUCUUGGACAUAGUCCCCAGGCGCUACUUCAAAAUUUCAAUCGAACUUAGAGGUUUCACCGUUGAAGUCAAAUUCGAGACCGAACCCGAGGAGAAAAUAAACAGAUUUUUUAAAUCAUCGUUCAAAACAAAAGCAUUGACGCCGUCGGUGAGGAGGAAUUCCAUCAUGGACGAUUAUGACGCAACGACCGACCGGAUGGCCGGCCAGCAACAAACCAUCAUCAAGACGACCAAUUAUAAAUUGAACCUUCCCAUAUAUGCCGACCUAUCGACCUUAAUAUUUGACUGGAACAGCGAGAUGAAGACUUUGAACAUUUCCGGCAAAGUGAAAGGAUGCUCUCACUUCCUGGAUACUCCCAGUAGCUCCGAGAACGCCACCAACCGAGCCAAACUGACCGCUAACUCAUCGCACAACAAAACUAAAUUGAAGCGCGCGUCGAAAUGUCAGGCUACUGUAGUUAAGGGCAAGCAGGAUUCCUCAACGCCAAAUUCUAAAACGUCGGAACGUGCAACUUCAAAGACGCAGAAGGAAUUUCUUUCGGCGUUCAACUGCUGCAACAACAACAACAACAGCAACAACGAAAACAACCAAAAUAAUAAUAACAACAACACCAGUAUGAACAUGAUGAACAAGAAAAAUAAUAAGACAUCAGACUAA
This is a messenger RNA of Helobdella robusta, 1527 nucleotides long. RefSeq lists its product as hypothetical. The transcript has 2 exons. Bases 1 to 1527 code for a protein of 508 amino acids. Lineage: Eukaryota; Metazoa; Annelida; Clitellata; Rhynchobdellida; Glossiphoniidae. The record is from RefSeq and is a predicted model, not a curated record.